Prunus avium (sweet cherry) is the source of this 3250-nucleotide messenger RNA. The record is from RefSeq and is a predicted model, not a curated record. Lineage: Eukaryota; Viridiplantae; Streptophyta; Magnoliopsida; Rosales; Rosaceae.
GAGACUCAGAGUCUGACUCGGACUGCGUCACUUCCGUUCCCCUGCCUAUUUCAUUUUCCUCGCUCACAAAACGAUUCGUCAUCUCACAAAACAUUGCUUCAUACCUUUAUUUGCCUUUUCUCUCGUCUUUUACAUUUUGAUUUAUUUUUCUUCGGAAAUCCUUCCCAGUUUAGUCUCGAGUUUGCCAAAAAAAUGUGUUUUGUUGUUGUUGGGUUCUGAGAAAACGGAGGAAUAUAGCUUUUUUCACCAUUGAGGCACGAUUGAGAGUGGAAGUGUGAGUUGAAGAAGGGCAUGGCAUCCUCAGAUGGCGAAGCCGAAGCUCUGCCGUCUACUGUGUCAAAUUACCAUUUCGUGGAUGACAGAGACGAACCCAUAUCAUUUCAUGUUCUGCCCAUUCAAUGGAGUGAAGGUGAGAGGCAGGGUGGCAAGAAAGUUAAGAUUUUUCUGCAUGGAACUGUUGAUAAUGGGAUUCAGGAGAUAUAUAAGCAUGUUAUAGCUUGGAAGUUUGACCUUUCCAAGGGAAAGCCCGAGAUUUUUGUACUCUCCGAGGAAAAUAAUUGGCUUAGGCUUCUGAAGCCGAGGAAGAGCUUUGAGGACACGGUGCGGUCAAUCUUGAUAAUGGUUCAGUUCCUUCAUUAUGUGAAGAGAAAUCCUGAAACAUCCUACAAAUCUUUGUGCACUCACUUGUCUAAAGUUUUCAGCUUGUAUGACGUCAGGCAUUCUCAUAAUGAUCUGCUGGAUCACAUUCUGUUGAUACGUGAUUCUAUUGAACGGGAUGAUGCCUUAGCAAGGUCCAAGUUUUUGGUGAAUUUCCUUGGAGAGAAGCCCGCAAAGAGGCAACUAUCUGAUGAGGACAUUCAAGCUACCGAAAAGCCCGGAUUUAUAGUUGAUCACAUGGAAGAUUAUGAGAUUGAAGUUGAAGACGAGUCCAAUGAUGAUGAUGACCUGUUUGAUUCUGUUUGUGCUUUUUGUGAUAAUGGUGGCAAGCUUUUGUGCUGCGAAGGGAGAUGCCUAAGGUCCUUUCAUGCAACUAAAAGGCUUGGUAAGGAUACCAGGUGUGAGUCUCUUGGAUUUACCCAGGAUGAAGUAGAUGCGAUGCCAAUUUUCUUCUGCAAGAACUGUGAAUAUAAACAGCAUCAGUGCUUUGCUUGCGGGAAGCUAGGAUCCUCUGAUAAAUCUUCAGUUGCUGAGGUCUUCCGCUGUGUUUCUGCAACCUGUGGUCAAUUUUACCAUCCACACUGUAUUGCACAACUCGUUUAUCCAGACAACAGAGUUACUGCUGAAGAACUUGAGAAAAAAAUUUCUAUGGGGGAAUCUUUUACGUGUCCAAUUCAUAAAUGCUGCGUUUGUAAACAAGGAGAGAAUAAGAAAGAUCCCGAGUUGCGGUUUGCUGUGUGCAGGCGUUGUCCAAAAUCCUACCACAGGAAAUGCUUACCAAGUGAGAUUGUAACUGAAAAAAUUGAGAAAACAGAGGAAGAGGAAGAAGAGGAAGAAGAGGAAGACGAGGAAGUGGAAGAUGAAGAAGAUGAAGACAUAGAGGGUGAAGAUGUAAUAACAAGGGGUUGGGAUGGUCUAUUACCUAACCGUAUACUAAUAUAUUGCCUGAAACAUGAGAUAGUUAAAAGAAUUAAAACUCCAAUAAGGGACCACUUAAAAUUCCCUGAUGUUAACGAAAAGAAGACUGGUCUUGAAGAGAAAAAGAAAAAGCGGGCAGCAGAGUCCGUUUUAGAUAGAGAGAAAUCUGUUACAAAGAAGAGAAACCUUCCAUCUGAAGAAUUCUAUAGGGGUAAAACUGCUCAUACAAUAUCUAAACAGAAGCUGAAGUCACCUUGUGCUGUAGAAGUGGGUGGCAGCAGAACUACUGAAAAAGUACCUUCUGGGUUGGAUAUAUCAAGAAGGGUGAAAGUAAAUAGUUCAUUGAAAAAGGAAAUUAAUACUUCCGUGGCUGAGGAAAGGAAGUCCUCAUUCGGUGAUAUGCUAUUUGGGGUGAAGGGGUCUGAGCAAGUGAAGUCAGGGAAGCAGGGUAAACCUGAUGGUGAGCGUAACUCAGUAGUAGUUAAUCUUGCCUCUAAAAAGUUAAGCAGCACACCACCUUCUUUAGAUGUAGCUACAAAGAGAAGAUUAUUGGCUCUAAUGAAAGAUGCUGUGUCUUCAAUAACUUUGGAAGAGGUUAAAAGAAAGCAUAAAGUUCCUUCGACUCAUGCAUUGUCAUCCAGAAAUGCUGUGGAGAGGAACAUUACACUUGGAAAGGUGGAAGGCUCAAUUGAGGCUGUUCGAACAGCGUUACGGAAACUAGAGGAAGGAUGCAGUACUGAAGAUUUAGAGGCUGUGUGUGCACCUGCGAUGAUUAAUCAGAUUUAUAAGUGGAAGAACAAACUGAGAGUCUAUCUUGCACCUUUUUUGCAUGGAAUGCGCUACACCUCCUUUGGUCGCCAUUUUACAAAGGUGGAAAAAUUAGAAGAGAUUGCUGAUAGGCUCCAUUGGUACGUAAAGAAUGGAGAUACGAUUGUGGACUUCUGUUGUGGUGCUAAUGAUUUCAGCAUCAUAAUGAAGAAAAAGCUUGAAGAGACAGGGAAGAAGUGCUUUUACAAAAACUACGACUUCAUUCAACCAAAGAACGAUUUCAAUUUUGAGAAGAGAGAUUGGAUGACUGUUCAACCAGAGGAGUUACGGACAGGGUCACGAUUGAUCAUGGGGUUGAACCCUCCUUUUGGAGUUAAAGCAGCUUUGGCGAACAAGUUUAUCGACAAGGCUCUCGAGUUCAAUCCAAGGAUUCUUAUUCUAAUUGUUCCACCAGAAACUCAAAGGUUAAACGAAAAGAAUUCGCAUUAUAAUCUAAUUUGGGAGGAUGAGCAGUUUCUGUCUGGAAAGUCAUUCUAUCUCCCUGGAUCUGUUGAUCAGAAUGACAAACAAAUGGAGCAGUGGAAUGUGAGGCCACCUCCACUCUAUCUUUGGAGCCGUCCUGAUUGGUCUGCUGAGAACAAGGCUAUAGCUCGAGAGCAUGGGCACAUCUCUGCAUCACCACCAGGGUUUCAUGAAAACAUUGCCAAAUCAACAUCUCUGCACCACUUCCCCAACUCUAGGCGUUUUCAUCACAACAUUCCCAAAUUCACAAACAAUUUCUAAACCUUACAGCUGGGUUCUGUUUCCCAACCAGUGGCUCAUGAAGGUUGUGCAAAUCUUUUUUAUUGGUCAACUGUUGAGUCAUGUAAGGAUCAAGUAGCCUUAUACCAAUUACAAAAUUAAGAAA